Gossypium raimondii (Peruvian cotton) is the source of this 780-nucleotide messenger RNA. RefSeq lists its product as uncharacterized. Bases 1 to 780 code for a protein of 259 amino acids. The transcript has 2 exons. Lineage: Eukaryota; Viridiplantae; Streptophyta; Magnoliopsida; Malvales; Malvaceae. The record is from RefSeq and is a predicted model, not a curated record.
AUGGAUUCGAACAGAGCAGACUUCGAUAAUGUAGAAAGUAACGCGCAAGCCUCCGUUCACGGAGCAGCGUCAUCUAGUUCUAGGCCUGCAUUUGAGGGACGGGGAGGAGAGGUUAGAGAAGUCUUCUUUCAAAUGAUGAACGAGUGGUUCACAAAGUUUGUUAGAACAAAUCUGGCUGCUCAACGACCUCCACCCCCACCUAUUCCCCAACCAGUUCUCAUAGUUCCUCAAGUACUGAAAGAGCAGAUUACAUGGGAAUUCUUUCAAAUCGAGUUUAUAAAGAAAUAUAUAAGUCAAAGGUUCCUCGAUCAGAAGCGCAAAGAAUUUCUUGAGCUUAAACAAGGUCGUAUGACAGUAUCUAAAUAUGAAAGAGAGUUCGUCAGAUUGACUAAGUACACCCGAGAAUAUAUUCCAACCAAAAUUGCUAUGUGUAAACGGUUUGAAGACGGGUUGAAUGAAGAUAUAAAGCUUUUAGUUAGAAUUCUCGAGCUGAAAGAAUUUGUUGUUUUGGUUGAUAGAGCACACAAAGCCGAGGAGCUCAGUAAAGAGAAAAUAAAAGAUGAUUCGGCAGCUAGAGAUUCAAGAAAGAGAUCAACUGGAAAAUUGUAUCAUUCAUCGUCAAAGAGAUCGAAGGAUUACCAUAAUCGUUCAACCGCUUUAGUGGGAUAUCUUAGCAGAGAUCGUGGUAAGCAACACGUAUGUUCUAAAGCUCAAGCUACAUCAGUAGCAAGCGUUGGUAGUGCUAAGGCCAACAAACCUAAUUGUCAACGAUGUGGGUGA